AUGGCUAUGCGACCAAUCACUCGAUCACCUCUUCUACUCUUAACACUCAGCAUCUGUUUGGCUCUACCUGUCUUGGCGGUCUCCAUCCAUGUUCUAUCUAUCUAUCAUUCUGAGCAUACGUCAAACCCCUGGUGGCUACCCGUCUGGCACGCACACUUCGAUACUCACGGUCUGAUUGCUGUCAUCGUCUGCUCCUGCAUUAUUUUCUCUUUCGACAUUAUCUCUGUUGGUUUGGUGGUUGCCGGGAAUAAGACUGGUGGCAAGAGCAAAAUAAUCAAAUGGGCGACAGUGGUGUUUAUAUCGAUGGCUACAAUUGCAGCGCUAAUCGCUUUGAUCAUGCCUGCAGUUGCCAAUGGUACAGCACCUAGCAAGUCGGAUACCGUUCAGACCUGGACCUGCAGAUGGAAGGGUGCUGUUGGUGCGCCAGAGAACUUUGGACCUUUGUGUCGAGAAAGUCAAUUUUCCUCCUAUGCUCUCAUCCCACUCUUCGUCAUUCACCUAUUGCUCUUGGUACAGAGCAUCCAAGAUGCUGUGGCUGCACCUCGACCAGAACCACCAAUGCUGGACGAGGAGCUGGUCAUCAUUACCAAAAGUGUCGAAAUUGCGACUACAGAUUCUAAAAAGAGUCCAAGCAUUCACUAG
Aureobasidium melanogenum CBS 110374 is the source of this 642-nucleotide messenger RNA. RefSeq lists its product as uncharacterized. NCBI's taxonomy places the organism in Eukaryota, Fungi, Ascomycota, Dothideomycetes, Dothideales, Saccotheciaceae. The record is from RefSeq and is a predicted model, not a curated record. The transcript is spliced from 3 exons. The coding region runs from base 1 to 642 and encodes 213 amino acids.